AUGGAGCAACCCAAGCCCUCGACCGCGCUGUUUGAUGUCUUCUUAAGACUCCGCCCUUCCGCUGCCAUCGACAAGGAGCGAUUUCUGGACGUCGAGCCGGGUGGCCUCUCAGCCCCAACCCACAUCACGAUCAAGUCUCCGACGGGCGAUACAAGAAAGAGAGCAGUUGAGAGAUUCGCAUUUACGAGAGUGUUCGAGGAGAAUGCUGGACAGCGGAGUGUUCGAGGAGAAUGCUGGACAGCGCGAACUAUUCGAGAACACGGGAGCCGUGGAUCUCAUUCGAGGCGUGUUGGGAGCACCUGGCAGAGAAGGUCGUGA
Messenger RNA from Zymoseptoria tritici IPO323, 318 nucleotides. RefSeq lists its product as uncharacterized. The transcript has a single exon. NCBI's taxonomy places the organism in Eukaryota, Fungi, Ascomycota, Dothideomycetes, Mycosphaerellales, Mycosphaerellaceae. The record is from RefSeq and is a predicted model, not a curated record. The coding region runs from base 1 to 318 and encodes 105 amino acids.